CCUGCACCGGGAAGGAGCCCACAGCCCUGCUCAGGAGCAGAUGAAGACAAACCUGUCUUGGUUGCUGCAGCCACCAGGUUUGUUUUAAUGUGGAAGUGGAUCUCAGAGCUUAAUGCAAAAAAAACAAACAAAGGAAAAAAGGAUGUCAAGCGUGGUCUUCCUUGAUUUUGAUGAAGGACCACUGCAAGGAGCCAUGGACAUUUGUCGUGAGUUAUAACACCGUAAUUUGAAGAGUCUAGUAUAAAUGUACUUAAUGGACAGACCAGCAACAUGGAUGAUUUAGAGAUGAAUACUGAAGUUACUGGUGCUAAAGAAGAAGAAGAGGAAAUCCUAUGUGAUUUUGUAUCUGAGGAGGAAGGUGGCAUUCCUGAAUCGCAAGAGAGUGACGCAUUGUUUCAGAAAAACAGUACACUGACUCUGCCUGAGGAGCUAUCCAGGGACAGAUCUGAAAAAGCCUUAAGUGGAGGCCAGACUUCUCUAUUUAUACACACUGGUGCUCCUACUGUUUCUAGUGAAAACUUUAUCUUGUCUAGAGGAACUGCUGUUAAUGGACCAGUUUCACACUCCACCUCAACAAAAACUUCCAUUAUGAAUAAAGGCAGUGUUUCACUAGCCACUGGACAGCCUGUAGGUCAUCAUACAGAUUCCUGCUCAACUUUGACGGUGGUUCAUGAUCUUCAGCUGCCUGCAAAGAGUACAACAGAAAAUUCAAAUCAGCACCAAGUUUUAUUUUUGUUACCUGAUGUAGCACAUGCUAAGAACGUGACUCAUUCCAUUAAAAAUUUACCUACCUCUGCUUCAGUUGGUUGUGACUCACAGAAAUCAGUAGGAAAUAGUGUAGACAGCACUUUAGUAGGCCAAGUAGAAGUUUGUGAGGAUGACAAAAAUUUACUGGUAAAAGACGAUUGUGUUGAUGCAUUAACAGGCAUUUCCUCAGGUACAGGUGGUUUCAGAUCGGGAUGUGAACCCAGCUGGGAUCCACAAAAAGAGUUUAUACAGUUUCUUAUGACAAAUGAAGAAACAAUAGAGAAAUCUCCCAUUCACUGUAAAGUAGGUUUAGAAAAAAAGAGAAAAAGAAAAAUGGAUGUUAGUAAAAUAACACGCUAUACUGAAGACUGUUUUGGUGAUACUACUUAUAUUCCUAGUAAGUCAAAACUGCUAACUGUUGACUUCUUAGAACAGAAUGAGGAGCUACAAAUAGUAGAACCUCAGAAAUACUCGUUGAGUAAAGUAAAGCCUGAGUCCACAGAUGAAGAGCUGGAAGCUGUUGAUGCUAUCCAGCAGCUCAUUUAUAGUCCCACUGGUAGCUGUGCAGAGGAUGCUUCUCCUGUUCACACUAGCACUUUUCUUUCCAAUACUUUAAAAAAUAAAUGUGAACAGAAUGAUUCUGAAUCACCAUCUACCUUCAGUACCGAUGAACCAUCAUUUUAUCCCUGUACAAAGUGCAAUGUGAAUUUUAGGGAGAAAAAACAUCUGCAUAGGCAUAUGAUGUACCAUUUAGAUGGGAACAGCCAUUUCCGACAUCUCAAUGUCCCCAGGCCCUAUGCAUGUAGGGAAUGUGGGAGGACAUUUAGAGAUCGUAAUUCACUUCUUAAACACAUGAUCAUUCACCAAGAACGAAGACAGAAACUGAUGGAAGAAAUCCGCGAGCUGAAAGAGCUUCAGGAUGAGGGUAGGAGUGCACGGUUACAGUGCCCACAGUGUGUAUUUGGUACCAAUUGUCCCAAAACAUUUGUGCAGCAUGCAAAGACCCAUGAAAAAGAUAAAAGAUACUAUUGCUGUGAGGAAUGCAAUUUCAUGGCUGUGACAGAAAAUGAACUUGAAUGCCAUCGAGGGAUUGCUCAUGGAGCAGUAGUCAAGUGUGCUGUUAUUGGUAGUGACAUGUCCCAGAGGAAGUCACAGAAGAAGGCAUCCAUGAAAGAUCCAUAUUUAGGAUCCUCAAAGAAGUCGUCAACGUACAUGUGUAAGAUGUGUCCAUUUACAACUUCAGCUAGAAGCAUUUUAAAAAAACACAUGGAAUAUUUGCAUCCAGCGUCUUGCAUUGAUCCCUUUGGUAGCCAUCUUAGACUAGAAAAAAGAAAAAGCAGCAUAAUAGAAGAAUCUUUAGAUUUUGGUAGCAGGACAAAACAGUUGAUAAAACAAUCUUCUACAUUUCCAAAGAACUCAGUUUUAAAACAAGAUGUAAAACGAUCAUUUGGCUCUACUUCACAGUCCAGUAACUUCGGAAAACUUCACAAGAGACCCUACAGGAUACAGAAGGCUCGGAAAAGCGUUUCACAGUCAUCUAGACUUAACUCUGCUGAAAAAAAAGACAGCUAUGAAACAGAGGAUGAAAGUUCAUGGGAUAAUGCUGAACUGUGUGAUUACACAACGCGGUCUGUGGAGGAUGAAUCUUACAGUGAUAUUAAUCAGGAGCAUGUAAGCCUAUUCCCUAUAUUCAAAGGUAAAAUGGAAGAUCAUGAAGCUGGUGAUAAAUCUUCACUUAGUUAUGAGCAGAAUGAUGGCUUUUAUUUUGAGUAUUAUGAAGAUGCUGAGAGUAGUAACUUCCUGCAUGAUUUGCAUGAUGCACAGAAUUUAGAAAAUGUAGGAUCAGCGUUGCCAAAGCAUAAUUCAGUUUUCCAUUGGACUGAUUUGUCACUUGAAAAGAAGUCCUGCCCAUACUGCCCAGCAACCUUUGAAACAGGUGUUGGAUUGUCCAACCACGUCAGAGGACAUCUUCACAGAGCUGGAUUAAGCUAUGAAGCCCGUCAUGUUGUUUCACCAGAACAGAUAGCAACAAGUGACAAAAUGCAACAUUUUAAAAGAACUGGAACAGGAACUCCUGUUAAACGUGUUAGAAAAGCAAUUGAGAAAUCUGAAACUUCCUCUGAGCACACGUGUCAGCUCUGCGGAGGCUGGUUUGAUACUAAAAUUGGAUUGUCAAAUCAUGUGCGAGGACACCUGAAGAGGCUUGGCAAAACCAAGUGGGAUGCACACAAGUCUCCGAUCUGUGUUUUGAAUGAAAUGAUGCAAAAUGAAGAGAAGUAUGAAAAAAUACUAAAGGCUUUGAAUAGUCGCCGUGUUAUUCCCAGACCCUUUGUUGCUCAGAAAUUUGCAUCAAAUGAUGACUUUUUAUCUCAGAAUGUUAUACCUCUCGAAGCAUACCAUAAUGGCCUAAAGACUGAAGAUAUAUCUGUGUCUGCAUCAGAGGAAGAAGGGCUGAGUUUCCUAAAUGAAUGUGAUGAAACAAAGGCAGUACUACAUAAUGAAAAAAAAAAUCAGUCACUUACACUGAUAGAACUUCUGAAAAAUAAAAGGUUAGGAGAAGAAAGGAGUCCUGGUAUUUCUUCUCAAAAGAUUCAUAAUCAAACUGCGAGAAAGAGGUUUGUUCAGAAAUGUGUUCUUCCAUUAAAUGAAGACAGUCCAUUGAUGUAUCAGCCACAAAAAAUGGACUUGACUAUGCAGUCAGGUAUGCCUGUGAAGCUUAGAACGUGUGUGCAUUGCAAUACGACGUUUACAAGUGCUGUUAGCCUGUCCAACCACUUACGCGCUUAUGCACGAAAGAAGAGUGCUGGACUUUUGACUGGGACAGCUUUGGACUGUAAGCAAAAGAAGUCAAGGUCAAGAUCUGGAAGCAAGAAAAAAAUGCUGCCAUUACCUCAUAGUGCUGAUGAAGUUUACAUACUCAGAUGCAGGUUUUGUGGUCUGGUCUUUCGAGGACCUUUGUCUGUGCAAGAAGACUGGAUAAAACACUUGCAGCGACACAUUGUCAACGCAAAUCUUCCACGGACUGGAGCUGGCAUGGUUGAAGUCACAUCGCUACUUAAAAAACCUGCUUCGAUUACUGAAACUUCAUUUUCUUUACUGAUGGCAGAAGCAGCAUCAUAGAACAAGAACACAUUUUCAAUUUGAAUUGGAUGUAAAUUUGAAAUACUUUGUCAUUUUUUUAAAUAAAUUGUUACACUAAAUUAUGUUUAUAAAUCCUAAAGGCAAAAAUAGAGGAAGUGGAUUACAAUAACAUCAAAAUAAAGUGAAUACUUAACAGUUACAGUAAGUAGUCUUUAUAUUUUAUAUAGGGUGGAAGAUGUGUUUUUAAGGUUUAUUAUGUUUUUGUCAGUUACUGUGUUCACUAUCAAUACAAGACCAUUACAUGUAUGGCAGCCAUUUUUAAAUCGUUGCACAUGGGUACUAAAAGACAGAUUUUAAUAAAACAAAGAAACCACAUUCUCUGCAGUGUUACCCAAAUCAAGGCUCUGUUUAUUCCAAAAAAAAAAAAAAAAAAAUUACAUAGUAAAAUAAGAUAUUAUAUUUUGUUUGUAUGUAUGUAGUGUUUUGUAUAAUAUCAAGAACUGCUAAUAACAAUUUACUCAACUUUAGGGCAUUAAAUACCAUGUUACUUCAUAGUUCAAGAGACUGUUUCAUUCAAAUAGGGCAAUUAGUACUCUUCUAUCUAGGUGUGUAAGUGUUUUUUUUAAAUCACAUGAGGCUUUUUGUACUAAAAAGUGGAGGGAAACUUGUCUAAACAAAUUUCUAAGAUAAAUAUGUACAUAAUACUGGAAAUUUGUGGUAAGGAAAUAUUCUUUACUUCAGUUGCAUUUCUCACUGACAAUAAAGUGGUGCAUCCAUGCUACCUCCUACUUGUCAACAAAGAUGGUAUUUACCCUUAUGUUUUUGUAUCAUAGUAGAUUCAAUCCAACUUUCUUUAUUACAAAGCAUCUUUUUGUUAACAAGUUUGUUCUUUAUGACGAUUUACUUAAAGUCUGACUUGCUUACAGAAGUUUGCCUCUCUACUAUUUUAUUUAACACUGUAGAAAUGUACUAAUAAGCAUUGCUCACUACACGGUUAGAGUAGACUUUUCAUUUAUAAUUCUGUUUAAAAGGUUGAUCAUUUUAGAAAAUUUGAACACAGGUUGAAAUGUUUCUACAUAUGAAGAGAAUGUUUACAACUUAAAUUUUAGAGCUUGUUUUGGAUGUGAUUAUAUGUAUGAAAACUGUAACACUAUGCUCAUGCUAAGGACCUACUUACAGAAUUACUGAAAUAAAUGUGCUGUGAGGAUGGAAAUAUGGUGCAGGUGUCUUGGUCAUGCUGAAUUGUGUUUGUUCAUUCAAACUGUCUUUGAAACAUGAUUUUUGUUUAAAUCAUAAGUCAGAUUCCUCUACAAAUCAAUUUUGUAUGCAAAUAACAUUUCAUUUUACUCAUGUAGGGUAACAAAUACUGUAGUUAAGCCAAGGAUAUGCAUUGAUAUUUUCCUUAUAUGUAAAUAAAGUUAAAAGCAGUUAAAGCAAGAGGAGUAUUUUGGUAGAGUAUAUACAUACCUCACUGCCAGUGAAAUUGCUUUCCUAUGGUAUAUCUCCUUACCAGAAAAAUCUCUAAAUAAAAAAGGUUUAAAGAAAAUCUAAA
Messenger RNA from Lagopus leucura (white-tailed ptarmigan), 5380 nucleotides. It is a transcript of the gene ZNF644, whose product is annotated as zinc finger protein 644. The coding region runs from base 271 to 3867 and encodes 1198 amino acids. Gene Ontology annotation, cellular component: nucleus. Gene Ontology annotation, molecular function: RNA polymerase II cis-regulatory region sequence-specific DNA binding; DNA-binding transcription factor activity, RNA polymerase II-specific. The record is from RefSeq and is a predicted model, not a curated record. Lineage: Eukaryota; Metazoa; Chordata; Aves; Galliformes; Phasianidae. Gene Ontology annotation, biological process: regulation of transcription by RNA polymerase II. The transcript is spliced from 9 exons.